This is a messenger RNA of Branchiostoma floridae (Florida lancelet), 2894 nucleotides long. RefSeq names its product leukocyte receptor cluster member 8 homolog. NCBI's taxonomy places the organism in Eukaryota, Metazoa, Chordata, Leptocardii, Amphioxiformes, Branchiostomatidae. Bases 86 to 2596 code for a protein of 836 amino acids. The transcript has 16 exons. Gene Ontology annotation, cellular component: nucleus. The record is from RefSeq and is a predicted model, not a curated record.
UUCUAGAAAUUUUGUGCGAUUUUCCUUAGCAACAGAGACAAAAUUUUGCUCCUAUUCACAACAUUGUUUUACCUAUUCCUCUGCAAUGUCUGGGAAUUCUAAAACAGUUUUAAUUCAGAAGAUAUCGAAUAUGUCACUGUUGCCAACUUUGGAAUCCCCCAAGACCAUAGACAACUCCUCUUUUACAGAGAUGUCGCAACAAUAUUCGGGAAGUCUUGCUCCUCCUGGCACGACAGACACGACAACCAAUCCGACAACAGCGCCCGUUGCAGAGAAUCCCGCAUGGAAGAAAGCACAGGAAGCCCUGGAGAAAGUUAAGGAGAAAGAGAAACAGGAGACAGUUGUGGUGGACACUCAGCAGAAAAACAUGCAACAACAACAGCAGGAACAACAAUACCAACAGUACUACCAGCAGUACGCUCAGCAGUAUGCCAUGUAUCAACAGCAAUAUGGAUACCAGUAUCCAUAUCAGCCUGGAUACAACCCUGCGUUCUACCAACAGUACCCAAACCCUGGGGGCAUGUACCAAGGAUACCAACCAAAUAUGCCUGGCCAGGCCCCUAACAUGCCUCAGUUCCCACAACAGCCUCCCAACAUGCAAGGUCCGCCACCACAACAACAAAAUCAACAACAACAACAAACGCCAAUGAUGGGCCAACCAAAUCAGGACAACAGCAACAACCAAGCCCCGAUGCCUGGACCCUGGACUCAGAAUCAACAUCAGAGUUAUGCUAAUGUCGUUAAGGGGAACAACCAAUCAGGGACCAAUACAUGGAACUUCUCACAGAGGGGACCCAAUGACCAACCCAACCAACCACCAAACCAGAUGAAAAUGAAAGCUGCCCCAGGUGCAGGCAUCAAAUUCAACCUCCCCAAGCGGCAUCAGCAGAUGGGAAACCCUCUAGCGUCAGCGGGCCACUCUUCGGGAUCGAACAACCAAAGGCAGGCGAACUCCGAGUCACCGCGACAGCCACACCCGCAACAAUCGUUUCGAGGUCGCCAGGGUCAACAUCAAGAGAGGGAUCAACAAGAGGAACCUAGUUCUCAACCUCAACAUGAUACUACACUACCUCCAGGGGGUGGCAUGGGCGGAGGCACACCAAAUCCAAGCGACUGGCCCCCAAGUCUCAAGGAGUAUGUACAAAGAGCCUUUGCUCGCUGUGAGAAAGAGAUAGACAAGGAUCAAGUAGAGAUCAUCCUAAAGGGUAAACUGACCAGUGUGUUCAACAAUGGGUCUGCCUGGACUAUAAACUGGGACAAAGAACCACUACCUGGGAUCCACAGUGACAGAGUGAAACAGGAGGUCCCCCACAGACCAAGCAGAUGGGGGGAGUCAGAGGGUCGACAACAGAACCAGGGGCUGAACAACAGGGGACUUGUGGGUGGUAGGAACAGGUUUAGGUCAAGGUCUAGAUCGAAAAGCAGAUCGCGAUCCAGGAGUAGAUCUAGGUCCAGAUCUCGCUCUAGAUCUCGCUCCCGCUCGCCGCGCCCGUACAACAGCUACAACCGGCGCUACCGGAGACGAGCGGACAGCAGCGGGAGCUCUAGCUCUUCGGAGAACGACAACAGGUCCGGUCGUGGCACGCAGAGAGGCCGCGGUCGUGGCAGAGGCCGCGGGAGAGGCAAGGGCAACCAGACGCCCGGGAAAGGAAAGAACAAGAGAAAGAAGAAUGACUUUCAGUUCACCUACAAUGACCCCAACAAGGCCGCAAAGUUACAGAAGAGAAUGGCUCGCUUUGCCGGGGACAGAAAACCCCGCUCCCAGCCCCUCCAACUCUCCAUCAAUAACUUCACUAAUGAAAAUGACGAUAGCGUAGACUGCUGGGACCCUGACCACACGGUCAUCGGAAUGUGCCAGGACAUUGAGAAACCCUACCUCAGACUGACCACUGCACCAGACCCAUCACUGGUACGACCAGUAGAGGUGCUAAGGAAAGCUUUGGAGCACGUCAAGGCCAAGUACAAGGCUCUAGGAGACUACCACUACGCUUGUGAACAGCUCAAGUCCAUACGACAAGAUCUCACGAUCCAGUGUGUGCGAGACAGUUUUGCAGUGCAAGUGUACGAAACACACGCUAGGAUAGCCCUGGAAAAGAUGGACUACCAUGAGUUCAAUCAGUGCCAGACCCAGCUGAAGGCCCUGUACUCGGAGGGAAUCGAGAACGGACACAGCCGGGAGUUCACAGCAUACAGGCUCAUCUACUACAUCUUCACCAAGAACAAAGCUGAUAUCACGACUUGCCUGGCCUCCCUAACAAAGGAGAUGCGAGAGGACUCAGACAUAGCCUUUGCCUUGUCCCUCCGCUCUGCAUGGGCGCUAUCCAAUUAUCACAAGUUCUUUAAGUUGUAUGGGUCCGCCCCCAAAAUGACGGGCUAUCUCAUUGACAUGUUUGUUGACAGGGAGCGCAAGGCCGCGCUGAAGACGCUCAUCAAAUCCUACCGCCCCAUGUUGCCCGUAUCGUAUGUCGUGAGCGAGCUUGCCUUUGACUCGGCUGAGGUCUGCGUAGAAUUCCUGACGUCCCUCGGGGUGAUAAUGACGGCAGACCAGUCGAAAGUGGACUGCAAACAAAGCAUGUCGGCCUUGGCGGGGUUCUAGAAUAGGCUCCUAGCAAAGUCCAAAGGGUUUCUACUUUUCCAGAGCACAAUUUUCAAUAGUUCAACAAAAAGGAUGCAGCGAAAAUGAAAAUAGACUAUUCCAUCCUUACAACACAAUUUUUAAACAAAUCCUGCUCUGAACUGAAAGAUAUACUAAAAGCUAUGAUCCGUAGAAAAAGCCUUCGAAAUCUUUUACCUGCCUUGCGGGUUACUACUAGUAGUUGUGAUGUUUUUAUACCAACGACGAAGAGAAGAUCAGAAAAUUAUAUUCAUAUCAAUUUUCAGUGAUUGAAACUAAA